This is a messenger RNA of Rhinocladiella mackenziei CBS 650.93, 1677 nucleotides long. RefSeq lists its product as uncharacterized. NCBI's taxonomy places the organism in Eukaryota, Fungi, Ascomycota, Eurotiomycetes, Chaetothyriales, Herpotrichiellaceae. The record is from RefSeq and is a predicted model, not a curated record. The transcript has a single exon. Bases 1 to 1677 code for a protein of 558 amino acids.
AUGGGCCUCACCAAAGCUGAAAACUCUCCUGGUCUCUCCUUUGAACUCGACAAACCCCGCCAACAUUAUUCUCCCGGCGAUCUCAUCAGUGGUCGUGUCCUCCUCAACACUGCCGCUGACAGCGCCAUUGGGAAAAUCGCCGUCUCAUUCUGGGGUCGAGCCAAAUCCCGCAUUAUCCAACAACAUGGUCAAAGCGUGACCUACCACCGCGGCCGAACUUUGCUCUUCAAACAGGAACAAAUCCUGUACGAAGGCCAAUACACCCAUAAACCCGGCUCUUUCUUCUGGCCCUUCGAAUUUGUCGUCCCAGAACAAGCAGAUCCAGCAUGCAUCCUGAGCGGAGAGAAGUGGAAGCCCAAGGAACAUUACAGGUCUACCGUGGACAAUGAUAGGCUGGACCUGACUCUCCCGGCAUCCAACUUUCACAGAAGACACAUGUUCGGUCGUCAAGCAGACUGUUUCAUUGAAUAUGUGCUGGAAGUCAACCUCACCGAACCCGAAGGCCUUCACCACAUCCGCAAAGCUCAGACCAAAACUUCCACCUACCCCAUAAUCUUCCACCCCCUUUCGACCCCGGAACCAAUUCAGAACUACAAUUUCGUAGGCAACGAACGCCUAUUCACAAUAUCCACCUUGAAACUUCUCCCCGAACAUGCUGGCACUAGCCUGGGUAUCCGCGACCGCGCCCGUUCUAUCUUUCAACGCGAUACCAUUCCCAAAUUCUCAUUCAGUGUGACCGUUCAAGCCCCGGGCAUCAUCCAACUCUUCCAUCCCAAACCGAUCCCAUUCUUGAUAUCCGCCAGGCCCGACCUCUCCUCCGACAACACUACAAUCGAUUACUCGACGGGCCUCCCCGAAGUGAUCCUCCGCUCUGCCAAAAUCGAAUUGAAGGCUUACGUCCGCUGCCGCGCCUCAGGAACAUUCGCCGAUUCCAAAUCGUACGAAAUCCCCAUUUUAUCAUCAAAACCACUCAAUGUCCCUCUGAAGUUCUCCCGUGGCUCCAUCGCCAAAGAAGAUGUGACUCUCGACCUAGGACCCUUGUGCGACCUGCGCCUGGGCAACGCCAAACUCGGCUCGCGUCUCGAAGCGCCCCUCUGCCCAAACUUCAACACCUACAACGUCGCCCGCACGUACCAUCUCACCUGGGAGCUAGAGCUCGAAUGUGCAGAGAAGACCGAGAAAUUCGCCUCUGCACGUACAGGGCCCGAAUGUACCGUCAUCCUACCCCCUGCAACAGUGAGCAUGGAACCGAUGGAUCCAAACACGCUCCUGGGCGCAGACCUAGCACAGUCGACAUCCGUUGCGAGUUCAGGCUCCGGCUCCGCAGGGUUCUGGUCCCGUCGACGCUCCGGCGAAAGCAGAAGUGGAGGCGGAAGCGAAAGGGAGAAAGAGAAGGCGACUUUCGGACCUCCAUCGAGCACCCUCAGUGCUGGCGUCAGCGCCCUAGGUCUCGGUGACAAAAAAGACAAGAAGCCCAAGUCCAAGGAAGAAGAAGCUGCCGAAGACCGCGCCCGAGCACGUCCGGAAUUUCACUCUGGUUACGAAAAUCCAUUCAGCACUGCCGCUGAUGCCGAUUCUGACGAUGACGACGGCAACGGCACGUCAACCGCAAUCACUCAAGCUUCCAGACCUGGUGGUGCCGGCACAGAUCAGCAACUGCCGAGAUAUGCCCCCUGA